ACUGGCAGAGAAGCUGUCAGUAACAAUGUAAAAAAAAAAAAUAUAUAUAUAUAUAUAUAUAUAUAUAAUACACUGUAUGUACAGUACUAAUACCAGUUUGUACUGUACAAAUGUUGUACUUUGGUGUUUUAUUUCUAUUUUUAUUUAGCCCUCUCAUGGAUUUUCGCAACCUUCACAAACAUUAAAAAGUAGUAUUGUAACACAACUUUGUACUGUACAUUUUAACCAUCUUGGUGAUAAAUACUGGUCUGGGCGGCACGGUGUACAACUGGUUAGCACAUCCGCCUCACAGUUCUGAGGGGGUUCAAAUCCCAGCCCCGCCUGUGUGGAGUUUGCAUGUUCUCCGGGUACUCUGGUUUCCUCCCACGUCCGUGCAUGGUUGGUUGAUUGAAGACUCUAAAUUGCCCUUAGGUGAGAAUGUGAGUGGGAAUGGUUGUUUGUUUAUAUGUGCCCUGCGAUUGGCUGGCGUCCAGUUUGGGUGUACCCCGCCUCUCGCCCGAAAAUACCUGGGAUAGGCUCCAGCCCCCGACCUUUGUGCGGAUAAGUUGCACGGAAGAUGAAUGAAUGAAUAAAUGUACUGGUCUGGCCCACAUGACAUCGAAUUAGGGCGUAUGUGGCCCCUGAACUAAAAUGAGUUUGACAGCCCUGUAGGGGACUUAUAAAGGAGAUAAAAGAGUUUUUUUAUUAUUAUUAUUUAUAUACAUGUAAAAAAUUAAUAGUUCUAACUAUAUAUACAGUUCACAUAUACAUGUAUUAUAUGAUUAUAGUAACUUUGUAGGCUACUGAAUAUGCUUAUUACCUUGGUGAUUUGUAGCCCUUCCAGGACCUUUCCGUGUCCAAAAAAAUAAAACGUACAAACUUGUACGGUAUUGUACAUUUUCAUGACAAUACUGUGUGUGCGUGUGUUUAUUUUUUUUUAACCCUUCGAGGACCUUUCCCGCCUGUCCCAAAGAAGGCGGUUGUAUAGCUGUAGUUGACGUUGUCGAAGUGUAUCGGCUAAAUUUGGACUUGCUGACCAUAUUUCACUUUAACAAUGGGUUGUCUCAGACAAAUUGUGGUUGAAAACUUCAAGACGUGGCGAGGAAAGCAAGUUAUUGGUCCAUUCAUGGAGUUUAACUGCAUAAUUGGCCCCAAUGGCUCUGGUAAGUCCAACGUGAUGGACGCCAUUAGCUUCGCCAUGGGGGAGCGGGCGAGCUCUCUGCGGGUGAAGCACCUCAGUGACCUGAUCCACGGAGCCCACGUCGGGCAGCCAGUGUCAGACAGGACCUAUGUCGCCAUGUUCUAUCGCCACGACCAGGACCAGGAGAUCGUCUUCUCUCGGAGCUUCUCAGAUGACUCCUCUGAGUAUCUCAUCAAUGGCAACCAAGUUACUUUCAACCACUACACAGAGGAGCUCGCCAAGAUCAGCAUCAUCACAAAAGCUCAAAACUGUCUCGUGUUCCAGGGAGCAGUGGAGUCCAUUGCUUUAAGGAACCCUAAAGAGCGCACCAAGCUGUUUGAGCUUAUCAGUCAAUCCAAGGAGUUUGCGGACGAGUACAGCCAGAAGAAGCAAGCCAUGCAGAAGGCCAAGGAGGACAUGCAUUUUCAGUUCAACAAGAAGAAGUCAGCAGCUGUUGAGAAAAAGCAGAUCUCUAAUGACAAAUUAGAGGCUCAGAAGUACCAGGGCCUGGUGGAUUACAUUCAACAAAAACGUGUGCAGCUGAGCCUGGCGGAGCUCUAUUAUAAUGAGAAGGCCAUUGAGAGUACCAGCAACACUCUGAGCGAGAAGCAGGGGGCUGCCGCCGCUCAGAACGCUUCUCUGCAGGACUGGGAGCAGACGGUGAAAACCCUCAAGAAGGAGCAUGGACGCCUCAUCAGGGAGCAACAGCACUUGGAGAAAGAGAUCCGCUCCCAGGAGCACGUCCUGUCCCAGUCCCGCUCUCACUUCAUCAGAGCCAAGGUAAACACCUCCCAUCAUCUCAAGAAGAUGGAUGGGCUUCGAGCGUUGGCGACAAAGAGCCAGAAAGUCUUGGCCCGGAUAGAGCAGGAGCUUGCCGAGGCCCGGCGGGAGAAAGAGGACCUGAAGAAGACCUGGCAGGUCUAUGAGGGACAAUUUCUGGAGCAGAGAAUGUCCCAGGGCAGGGAUGUCGAACUGGAUGAGAGCCAGCGAGAGCACUACAAAGAGCUUAAGGAGUUUGCCAGGAAGCAGAGCGCGGUGCUGUGUCUGGAAGCCGAGAAGAUGCACAGGGAUGUCAAGGCAGACUACGAUCAGAUGGCGUUUGACCAGCGCAAACGGAAGGACGUGGAGGCUGGCAUCCAGAACAACAAGAUGCAGUUGGCUGAUUUGACCCGCAGAGCAGAGAAACUUGAGGAGUACAUCAAGGCCUGCAAGUCAACCCUGGACGAGUUCCAUCAGAAGAAGGAGAGCUUGCAAGCAGAGUUGCAGGAUGGCAGAGAGCGCACCGCUCAGGUGAACGAGGAGCUGAACCAGGUGCUAGAGCAGCUGGGGGAUGCCCGCCUGCACAGCCAGGAGAGCAAACGUCAGCUGCAGCGCAAAGAGAUACUGGACAAGAUGCAUAGGCUCUUCCCUGACAUGGUGUAUGGCCGCCUGUGUGACUUGUGCAGCCCUAUCCAUAAGAGGUAUCAGAUGGCUGUCACCAAGGUGUUUGGCCACUUCUUGAAGGCCAUCGUGGUGUCGACAGAGAAGGUGGCCCAGGCCUGCAUCAAAUUCCUCAAGGAGGAGCGGGCUGAGCCUGAGACCUUCCUACCUGUCCACUACUUGGAUGUGAGUCCCCUGAACGAGCGACUGAGGGAGAUACCGGGCGCCAAGAUGGUGGUGGACGUUGUGCUCAUCAAUGCAGCCACAAACAUACCACAGCUGAAGAGAGUGGUGCAGUUUGUGUGCGGCAACACGCUGGUGUGUGAGACCAUUAAAGAGGCCAAGAGCAUCGCCUUUGAUGGGAAGGAGCGCUUUAAGACCGUAUCUCUGGACGGGACCCUGUUUUCAAAGUCCGGUGUGAUCUCUGGAGGCUCCAGUGACCUGCGCACCAAAGCUCGCUGCUGGGAUGACAAGGAUGUCACAAGGCUGAAGUAUAAAAAAGAUGAGUUGACUGAUGAGCUACGUGAUCUGAUGAGGCUCAAGCGGAAGGAGUCGGCCCUUAAUCAAAUAAUUGCACAGGCUAAGGGUGCACAGACCCGGCUGAAAUAUUCCAAAAAUGAUCUGGAUAACCUAGGGAAGAAAACCAUCACUAAAUGUCUAGGGGACAUUUCUCGUAUGGAGAGUGAAAUGGCCAACCUGGACUCCCAGAUCCGGAUGCAGCUGGAAAAUGUGGAGGCUAAGGAAGCUGUAAUGAAGAACCUCAAAGGCCAGAUAGAGCAGACAGAGGACAUGGUCUUUACUGACUUUUGUGCUGAGAUCGGUGUGGACAAUAUCAGAAUGUAUGAGCAGGAGCAGUUGAAACAUCAGGAAGAGCACGACAGGAAGGGCUUGGAGUUGGAGAACCAGUGUACUCGCUUGAAUGCCAAGCUUGAGUAUGAACAAGAGCAACUAGAGAAGCACAAGAAGCAGCUCAGUGAAAUACAGGCCUCCAUCGACAAGGAAGAAAGCAACAUGGCUGAGAAAAGAAAGGAGGAGGAGAAGCUGCUGAUGGCCGUUGAAAAAAAUGACAACAAACUACAGGAGAUGAAGCACCAGCUACUGGCAAAGAAAAGGCAGGUAGCAUCUGCCAAAAGUGAGCUGGAUGAGAAAAUCCUACGCCUCCAAGAGAUUAACAGAGACUUGGUAAAACUUCAGCGAGAGAUAAUGCAUGCCGAGAGCAUCUUGGAGCAGAAACGUUUAACCCGACACAACUUGCUACUGGCCUGCAAGAUAGAGGGCCUACCAAUCAUUUUGCUCUCAGGUGACCUGAAUGAAAUCAGCCAAGUGGAGCUGGACGAAGGGUCUGAAAGUACUUCAACCACAAUGCAUAUUUUUGAGAGGGAAGCCCAGCUCGUUAUUGACUACUCUUGCCUGGAAGCUGAGAACAGGAAUUUACCUCCAGAGGAGGUGGACAACUAUCUGGAGAGGCUGAAGGAGUCCCUUCAUGCUGUAGAGGAACAGCUGAAACACACAGCCACGCCCAACUUAAAAGCUCUGGAAAAGCUCAGGGAGGUGAAGGACAAACUACAAGACGUGACAGAUGCCUUCAAAGCCUGCGCCAUCGCCACCAGAAAAUGCGAACAAGAGUUUGAAGAAGUUCAAACUAAGCGCUUACAACUCUUCAGCCAGUGCUUCAAUCAUGUGUCUGGUGUCAUUGACAGCAUAUACAAGAGAAUAUGCCGGGACAACAGCGCCCAGGCCAUUCUGUCUGCUGACAAUCCGGAGGAGCCAUAUCUAGGUGGCAUCAACUACAGCUGUGUGGCUCCUGGGAAGCGCUAUAUGUCCAUGGAAAAUCUGUCAGGCGGGGAGAAGGCCAUUGCCUCCCUGGCUUUGGUGUUUGCCAUCUACAGUUUCCGUCCUGCUCCAUUUUUGAUUUUGGACGAGGUGGAUGCCGCCCUGGACAACACCAACAUUGGGAAGGUGACCAACUUCAUCAGGGAGGAAUCUAGAAAGAAAAUGCAGGUGAUCGCCAUCUCCCUGAAGGAAGAAUUUUUCUCCAAGGCCGACGCCCUGUUGGGAGUUUACCCAGACUUUGAUGUCUGUAUGUUCAGUCGCAUCCUGACAUUGGACCUGCGUCCCUUUCCUGACCCGGAGGACAACAGCGGAACACCUGCGAGGGACAGGGCCAGAGAGGACAACAUGCAAAAGUAGCUCUGGAUCACUUGCAUUGGCUUCAUUGUUGUAGUGGUCUUUUUCAUUUAAAAAAAAUAUUAUAAUAAUAAUCUCAAUUGUAUUUCCCAGCCACUUUUGAGUUUAAAUGUACCUGUAUUAGAAGCCUUUGAGGGAGUGUUUUUUAUUUUAUUUUUUAUACUCCAAAUCGCUGUUUCUCUUCUAUGAGAUGUGUAUUAGUGUGUUCCAAGCUUCUGUGUGUUUUAAUGGCGUUAAACUACUUGAACUAUUGGCGCGCAUUCAUUCAAUCGCCCGUUUCCAUUGGGUGUGUUUUGGCUUCAAUUGGCCUAAUGGGCAUAAGUGGCCUAUUCAUCUGGUUGACCACGCAAACAGAAAAAGGUCCCAAAUGUUUGUAACGUUGUGCAGUUUGCACCUAGUGAUUAUUAUUAGGUUGUAGUUCUUGUACAGCCAAUAAAGGAUUCGUUCAACCUGG
Phyllopteryx taeniolatus (common seadragon) is the source of this 5219-nucleotide messenger RNA. RefSeq names its product structural maintenance of chromosomes 1B (gene smc1b). NCBI's taxonomy places the organism in Eukaryota, Metazoa, Chordata, Actinopteri, Syngnathiformes, Syngnathidae. Gene Ontology annotation, cellular component: nucleus; cohesin complex; chromosome. Gene Ontology annotation, biological process: sister chromatid cohesion. The record is from RefSeq and is a predicted model, not a curated record. Bases 1034 to 4768 code for a protein of 1244 amino acids. Gene Ontology annotation, molecular function: protein binding; ATP binding; ATP hydrolysis activity. The transcript is spliced from 25 exons.